UAUAAAUAAGUCUUAAAUUCUCGAUGAAUUUGAAAACAUGACAGUGAAGUUUUAAAGUUGUUAGGCAACUUGUACAAUAAAACAAAUGCUGGAAUUCAAGUGGUGACAUAUCAAUUUGAAGAUGUUCUAAUUGUGUUUCAUUUAUAUUUUCAUCAUGGAGAUUUGCCACUUUCUGGUAGUUCUUUAUCUGAUGUUUGUGCAAGCUCAAAUUGUCUUAGCACAGGGGUGUUCAACAUGCCAAUACGCAACAUGCACAAGUGAAGGCUACUGUCAAAACGGAUGUAUAGACGGAUAUUAUGGAAACAAUUGUAAAUACAAAUGUAUUACUCCGAAUUGCAAAAGAUGCUAUCAACACAUCAGUAUUAAUUACUGUUCAAAAUGUAAAUCCGGAUACCAUUGGAACAAUUUUACUUGUUAUAAUUGUGGAUCACAAUGCAAAUCAUGCGAUUCUAACAGUUGCCUAUCGUGUUAUAACGGCUACUGGGGAGUUACAUGUGAAAACAACUGCACUGAAAGUUGUGCAUCGUGCAGAAAAUCAAAUGGUGAUUGUUUCUCAUGUGAGCAAGGAUACUACUUACAUAAUGGCAAGUGUAAUACUUGUGACACACACUGUGAUGUAUGUAUUGCAACAUGGUGUUUAUCGUGUUUUAACGGCUACUGGGGAGAAACAUGUGAAUACAGCUGCAAUGAAAGUUGUGCAUCGUGCAGAAAAUGGAAUGGUAAUUGUAUAUCCUGUGAUCCAGGAUACUACGUAUAUAAUGGCAAGUGUAACACUUGUGACACACACUGUGCAGAAUGCGUCGCGACCUUGUGUACAUCGUGUCGUGACGGCUACUGGGGAAUUUCAUGUCAAAACAUCUGCACUGCGAAUUGUGCAUCGUGCAAUAUAUGGACUGGUGAUUGUCUGUCAUGUGAGCCUGGAUAUAGGGGAGGCACUUGUGAGGAACGCUGUGUAGAAUAUUGCUUGGAGUGCGACCGAUUAAAUGGUAAUUGUAUAUCCUGUGAUAAAGGUCAUUGGGGAUAUGCAUGCGAUGCGUGUAAUGUUCAAUGUAAAACAUGUAAUCAUUCAAAUGGAUGUUUAGAAUGUAAUGUUGGUUACUAUGGUCAAACAUGUGACAAAGAGUGUGGAGCUUAUUGUCAAACUUGUGACAGAACAAAUGGCUGCCUUCAGUGUCUCCCAGGAUAUUACACACACAAUAACAUUUGUGCAGAGUGUUCGUAUAGAUCUAACGGAUGCACUUGCACAAGCAAAGAACAAUGCAGUGGAUGUGUAGAUGGAUAUUUUCUCGACCCUCCAUUGUGUUCAAAAUGUCCUGAGUACUGUUCUAAUUGUAAUAAAUCGUCUUUAUUCGGUUCAACAGUAUGCACUUCUUGUCCUGCCGAUACGUUUGGAAAGACCUGUCAAUAUUUUUGUUCUCAGGAUUGUAAAAACGGAUAUUGUGAUGAGGAAAAUCCUGAUGAAACCUGUAGCCAGUGUGCGAAUGGAAGAUUUGGAGAGAAAUGUGAGCAUAUUUGUUCACUUGGAUGUGAACCGCGUAAUUGCACGAAAGAAACUGGCUCUUGUACCUGCAAAGCUGGAUGGAAUGGUCAAAGAUGCGAAACAUGUAUGGAUGGUUACUACGGUAGACAUUGUAACAAUAGUUGUCCAAAUCUGUGUCAGACCUGUGACAAAAAUGGACAGUGUUUGGACAAGUGCCAACCCGGAUACAGAGGAGAGUCAUGUCAAGAAGUCAUUAAGACAAAAACAGAAAAGCAAACAACAUCGUUAUCACCUGCUGCACUGGGCGGAGGUAUUGGAGGAGGAAUUGUGGCACUUUCUGCCAUUGUGCUCCUUGUACUGCUUCUGAUUCGGAGAAGAAAGGUAAAUUUGAGCAAUAAAUGUAAAACACCUGGAAAAGAACCUGAGAACCUCUCCGCGUUGAACGCAACAGUGAACAAAGGAAGAGCUUCUACAGCGGAGUACACUUUUGGGGAUUCCGACAAUUUGCACUCUGUUACCAUCAUAGAAAGCCCCAAUAUCCAGAGUCCACCACCGAACAACAGGUCCGGCAAGGAAACGACGCAUAUUUUUACAGAAGAUAGUCUUGAAAUUGACGAGGAUGAUGCCUCUGCAAGGGAACUUGCAGUAAAAUUUGAGGAAAAUGGAGGUGUUUAUUAUAACAGCGCUGAAAAAAUUAGCACAUUGAAAUUGCCUGUGACCGGUCUACUAAAAUAUGCACAAAAUAUUCGUUUAAAGAACCUUGAAGAAGAGUUUCAGAAAAUUCCAUACGGUCUUGUGAAAGCCUAUGGAGUUUCCCAAACGAAACUAAACAUGCACAGUAAUAGAUACAAAGGAAUCUACCCGUAUGAUGAUUCGCGAGUUAUAGUACGAGGUGGAAAAACAGACUACAUUAAUGCAAGCUAUAUGGACGGAUUCAGAAGGCGCAAUGCAUAUAUUGCUACUUUGGGUCCAAUGGCUAAGCAGCUUGGCAAUUUUGGCCAAUUCUGGCGAAUGGUCUGGCAACAGGAAGUGGAGAAGAUUGUCAUGGUGACCAGUUUGGUAGAGGGUAAGAACAUAAAAUGCGAGCAAUAUUGGCCCGACCGAUAUCAAAGUAAACUAUACGGCGCUAUAGAAGUUGUAUGCAAGGUUGAAAAACUGUACGCAGAUUUCAUUUGGAGACAAUUUACGCUUUCUAAGAACUCUGAAGAAAGAAGUCUACAUCAUCUACAGUUCACGAACUGGCCAGACAAGGACAUCCCUGAUGACGUCACAUCAAUUAUAGACAUUAGACAGAGGGUGAACGCCUUGCCGAGUUCCCUCGAAGGACCAGUAGUUGUGCAUUGCAGUGCUGGUGUUGGCCGAACGGGUACAUACAUAGCUCUAGACAUUCUGACAAAAGAGGGUGAGGUAGAAGGAACAAUAGAUAUCCCUGGGUGUGUCCUUAACAUGAGACAGAACAGGCCGAACAUGAUUCAGACUUUGAGUCAAUACAAGUAUCUUCACCAAGCUUUGGUUUAUUCAUUGACUCUUGAGUGUUCGAUGGUAAAACGAGAACACUUCCAUGAAUAUAUGGAGAAAUCCGGAAAAGAGGAGAUAAAGAAGCAGCUUGAGAAAAUGGAAUUGGUCCGGGAGCAGAAGUCCGAUAAGGAAGUACAGGCUAUGAAAAGGAAUCGGCUUCUCACAAAAAAGAACAGGAAACACGCUGAUAUACCAGGUGACUCCAGCAGACCACGUCUCUAUCUGUGUUUACAACCCGGCGAGCCUGAUUACAUCAAUGCGAUAUACAUCGACAGUUUUAAAAUAAAACACCGCUUCUUAGUUGCACAAACACCUCUGCCGGACACAGCUGGCGAUUUCAUUUCACUUGCUGUUCAAGAAAACUGUUCCUGUAUCGUUAGUAUGGAGGCACAUUUGGAAAAACACGUUGGGAAGGGGAUUGGCUUAUAUUUUCCUGGUGCAAAUCAAACAAUGAAGGCUGGUAUGGUUUCCGUACGAUCCACCACAGAUCAAAGUUCAAGACACUUUGUAAAAAAAAUGCUGCAUUUCGAACACGCAGAAAAGACCAAGACAGAUGUGACCAUUCCACACUAUGAAUACCUAGACUGGGAUACAGAACACAAUGUUCCUAAGAAGCCCGAACACUUCGUUGCCUUUAUCAAAGAGAUUGAAGACGUAUCCAAGACAUCUCAUCUUAAGGGACCGAUACUGGUGCAUUGUCUGAACGGUGCUGGAAAGAGCGGCAUAUUUUGUGUUGUCUCGACAUUACUUGAAACACUGAGUGAAGAUAACAAAGUCAGUGUGGUCAAUGUCGUGAUGAAAGUCAGAGCUAGAAGACAGCUCGCUAUUCCAAAUAAGGAGCAAUUUUACUUUUGCCACGAGUGUGUUCUCCAUUCCGGGAACGCAGCAGAUAACGCUGAGUAUUACAACAUAAGUGGGGAUAUCCAGAGGGAAUGAACAGUGCUGACCAAUUCUGAACAAUGACAUACGUCCUCCUACCAUUGACACGAACACAUGAUUAUAUAAGUUUGGUAGUUAUUUGAUGACAUGCUUAGCUAUGUUUUACAUGAUUCACGGAACACUAGACUUUCAUUUGUCAAUAUAAACAUUGUAUUGUAAAUAUAUUGUAACUAUUUUCAUAAAAGACUUUACGUUUUGGUGCUUUUCCAUUUAAUUAUGUACAAAUAUAAAUCAAUUGGAUUUGCUUUCAUAACAUAUUCACAAAGUCGCGAGUUUACCAUUGGCCGACACACAUAGGUUUUGUAGUUUUAUAAUGACAUGCUAAGCUAUGCUUUUCAUGAUUUACAGAACAUUAGAAUUUCAUAUGUCAAUAUAAACAUUGCAUUGUAAAUAUCAUUGUAACUAUUUUCAUAAAAUCGUUCACUUUUUGGGGUGCUUUUCCAUUUUUGUACAAACAUCAAUCAAUUUUAUUUCAUUUUAUAACACAUUCACAAAGUCGAGAUAGUUUACCGUUGCCCGACACUCAUUUAAUGAAACUAACGCCUGGGUGGUUUAACUUUCGCGACAAAACCCUAGUGACUACACAAAGGGCGGAGCUAUUGUGUCAACUUAGCAAACAUCAACUAACUUAGAGUUCAAUUUGGCGAUCUACAGGAAAUGGUGCGAGGUUGGUCCAUGUUCUGUCGGUCGUCAAAAUGAACUCGAACGUAUAGCUAAUGCUCAUAUUAUUUUACCAUGUUGUAGAGUGUUGAAUUGUUUUGAUUUGGCACCCAAUGAUAACUGAACGAAAAAUAAGAAUGCUUAAGUAUUGGAUAAGAAUAUUAAAAUCUAGUAAUACAUCAUUAAUCAAAAAUACAUUUGAAAUGUUAAAAAGUGACGUUGACAACAAUAAUACGUACAGUGGCAUGAAUUGGGCAUAUCAAAUAAAGAAAAUAUUAUAUGAAAUUGGAAUGUCAGAAAUUUGGUUAAAUCAAGAUAUACAACCGAUUUCGAUCGAAAUAAUACGACAAAGUUUCCUCACAUGAACUAUUAAUCGAAACAGAAAGACAUGAAAACAUCCCAAGAACAGAUAGAAUAUGUACCUUUUGUAAUAUGAAUGCCAUCGAAAAUAAAUAUCAUUUUCUUUAAGUAUGUCCAAAAUAUCAUAACCUACGAAAACAAUUUUUAACCAUACUUUUGCCAUUGGCCAAUAAACAAAAAAUUAUUAUCCUUUUGUCCCCAGACAGCAGAAAAACAAUGCACAAUGCUAGUAAAUAUUCAUAUCAUGCAUCUUUGUGGGGAUCGAUAAUCUAAUUAUGUUGAGAAUUUGAUAAUAUGAUAUAUAGUAUACUUCUCUAUUGACUAUGUCUUUGCUCUUCACGAUGAUUUGUUUUAAAUGAUUUAUUUCAUAUGUUUUGCAUUUUGGCUAUGGCUGAUAUGUCUUUUAAUGCUGAAUAAAUGUUAUGUUAUGUUAUGUAAUUUAAAUGAUUCUCAUAUCUCAAAUAGUCGAGACUUAAUAUGCAAACUUACCGCGAUCUGUAGCAUUUGGUAAGUUACAACAAUAUUUCAUUAUAUACAGGGCACUGAUUGUAAGUUUGCCAAUAUAAUCAUGUUAUAAAAAAUAUACUGCAUCAAACAAUCGUGCUUAAAAUGAUACCAUGAGAGAGCUGAAAGGUUGAUUGCGCAACGAUUGUUACAUUCAAUUUAAAAAUCAACUUGAAAAGUAAAUGCAUGAUAUGUAGCUUUUCACGAAAAGCUAGUUAUACAUUGCGCAUGCCUUUUAAAAUUCAUGCUACUGUCGUCUGCAUGUUUUGCAUGAUGUAUUAAAUAUGACAUGUUUUGAAUGUGUUUUUUACACUGAAAAUUAUGUUUUGAAUACGUUUUACGUUAUCUUUAAAGAUGCACUCUUAAGAUUUACCACAAAUAAUAAUAUUGUUUUAAUAUUCUAAAAAGUUAAGGAUUAAUUUAUCUAAAAAAUCAAUGUUUCUUAUGAAGCAUACCGAGUUUAAUUUGAAAGAAAUUUGCAUGAAACACAGUAUUUCUACCUUAUGAGACAAUAGAAGAUCUCAGUAAAUAGUUUAGCGUUCACCAAUCAUUUAAUAUUUUUUGCACUUUCUGCUAUUAAAUACACGGUAACAAUCUUGUUAUCAGAAGUUAAUAUUUUCCAUAAAUGCAUUAUUUAAUAAGAAGUUUAAGAUUUAUCAGUAAAAAUUUAUGUUUGUUAUACAAGUGUAUGUAUUGAUUUUGAAUAAGAGUGUCACUUUAAAUAUUCGCGCUUUUAGAUAGUGAAGCUGUGUGUUAGUUUAUUUGAAUAAAGC
Mya arenaria is the source of this 6234-nucleotide messenger RNA. Its product is annotated as receptor-type tyrosine-protein phosphatase kappa-like. Gene Ontology annotation, molecular function: protein tyrosine phosphatase activity. The transcript is spliced from 21 exons. Gene Ontology annotation, biological process: protein dephosphorylation. The record is from RefSeq and is a predicted model, not a curated record. Bases 155 to 3934 code for a protein of 1259 amino acids. Lineage: Eukaryota; Metazoa; Mollusca; Bivalvia; Myida; Myidae.